AUCAUAGAGGCCUCAGAGAGGCAGGAUAAUUCUGCAGAGCAGGAUGAUUUUGCAACUCCUGAAAUUUCAGCCAUAAAUCUUGAGACUAGCGAAAAAAUCUUGCCUGAAGAAAAUACAUCCUUAUCAGCCGAUUUUGAAGAUUAUAUAAAAAUGCUUACAGGGAGUUUUGUCAAUAAGACUGCUAAUUGGAGACCAUACGAGAAUGAAGCUAGGGAAAUUUUUGAUAAAAUUAAGGCAGAAAAAAGAUUUAACUUAGAAGAAAUGUGUCUUCAUAUAGCAAUGGAAAUUCGUGAAUUAGGUGGGAAUAUUAAGAAAGUUACGGUUCAAGGGUUUUAUGAGAGAAAUAUCAAGAAGAAGGAUAGUUACAUUAGUACCUUAGAUGAUAUUGGUUUAUGA
Funneliformis mosseae is the source of this 396-nucleotide messenger RNA. The record is from the annotation of a GenBank genome assembly. Lineage: Eukaryota; Fungi; Glomeromycota; Glomeromycetes; Glomerales; Glomeraceae.